CUCAUUCGUACCUGGAAUUUCACGGAGUACGGAAGGGAAAACAGACGAAUCGAGAGAAAAGCCGCGAUCGUCGUCGGAUUUAUUGCGAGAGAGAGAGAGAGAAAGAGAGCAAGCGAAUCUAAAGUUGUAGCCCCACCAGUGCUUCGCGAGUGCAUUUUGUUGCCGCUUCACACCUUUCUUGCGCGUCGAGAGCUCUCGGUCUUUGCUGGUGUAUCGUAGUCAGACUUUUGCUUGCCGCGUGCGCGCUCUCGUUCUCGCUUGGCUCCGACGACUCUUUGGAUAUUAUAUUUGCAUUGCACGCGACAGCCACCAAAAAAGAUAGCGAGCCCGCGGAUAUAUUUCACGUGAUUUGGCAACGGGAUAUGUGAUGAAGUCAUCUGUGAAGCAUGACGGUAAUGGACAAAAGUCUGAGUCUGACGAAGGGCCCGUAGAUUUCGAAAGGGCGAUCGAAUUGACAGGAUAAGCAUUAUGUGGGUCAUUGAUUAUUCAGGGCUCUGUCGUGUGUGUUUUCCAACAGUUGACUUUUCAAUUUGCCCACACAUACGGUAAUGUACUGGCAAUGGAAAAUUCAACUACCUGCUGCUGAUGGCUAUGAUUCCCGUUUGCUGGGCGAACGUCUAUGGCUCAACCUCCAUGUCCUAUGUUCUACCAUCGGCAGAAUGCGACCUCAAACUCACCAUGUUCGACAAGGGUCUGCUCAAUUCUAUGUCUUUUGCAGGAAUGAUUAUAACAUCGUUUCUGUGGGGAUUCCUGGUUGAUGCAUUUGGUCGUAAACAUAUUAUGGUCUAUGGAUUUUUAGUCACUGCCAUGUGCAACUUCACAAGUAGUUUUAGUCAGGCAUCUUGGCAACUAGUUCUCUUCAAAUUGAUCGAUGGCAUUGUCAUCUCGGGACCAUACGCCGCCUUGCAAUCUUACUUGGCGGAAAUUCACGGCACACAACUCCGAGCUCAAAUGUACAUGUGGCUGGGAGUGUUAUUCGCUCUUGGCAAUAUCUCAUUGUCGUGUUUAGCAUGGCUAAUCAUACCUCACAAAUGGGAAUUGGGUUCCGGUGAUGGAUCGCUGACGAUAACAUCUUGGAGAUUGUUCCUCGCUCUCUGCACGCUACCUGGUUUAACCGCAAGCUUAGCUUUGUGCUUUUUCCCCGAAAGUCCACGUUAUCUCAUUGCCCAAAAACGUCAUGACGAUGCACUUGCCGUUUUUAAGAAAAUCUACUCCAUCAACACUGGAAAAGAUCCUGAAACCUAUCCCGUUAAAUAUCUCGAGGAAGAAGAGUCAAUAAAGAUAACAGGUGUUAGCUUUAAGCAAACUCUCAUCGGUAGUUUGAAGCAAAUACAGCCAAUUUUCCUUCCACCUAACGUCAUAACACUUGUUCUAACUGCCUUCAUCCAAUGCGGCGCCACGAUAGGGUCUAACACUUUAAGGCUAUGGAUGCCUAUGCUGUUUUCCAUGAUCGAAACCUACGAUCAAAACCAUGCUAAUGGACCAGCCACGACGAUGUGCACCAAAAUCGGCAGCGCGAUUUAUCAGAAUUCAACGGUAUCUAAUACUACAACCACCGAACCCCACUGUAUCGAAAACGUAGUCAACUCGAAAGUGUAUAUCAACGCUAUCGUUAUAUCAGUUGCGUCGGUUAUCGGCUACAUGAUCGCAAAGAGUCUAGUCAACAUUAUUAGCAAGAGGAUCUUGAUGGUGAUCUGUUUCGCCGGAGCUGGCGUUUGCUGCGGUGCCCUUUAUUGGGCAGAAAAUUCAAAAGGAAUCCUUUAUACGUCUGCUGUGUUCGUGGCGUUAUCAAGUAUUGGAGGCUCAAUUGUAAAUAACAUUGUCGUGGAUAUAUUCCCCACUGCUCUGAGAACUAUGGCCCUCAGUGUGACGAUGGUCGUUGGCCGUAUGGGAGCAGUUAUAGGAAACUUAUUAUUCCCAGUUCUGUUCGAAUUGGACUGCUUAGGACCUUUUAUUAUGAUAGGGUCUGUCUGUUUAGUAUGUUCGACACUAGUUAUAGUUCUACCAAGGAAAAAGGCCUGCUAAUGGAAAACCGCCAAAGAGCAACCUUUUAGAUUUUUAAGCUUCAUAAGUUAUUUAUACGAAAACUAUUAUCGUAUAAGAAAACAGCGUCGCGAACUCUUAACUAUAGCUUAAAACUUGCGUCACGGUCUCCCACAUUACGUUAUAGACCUGAUUGUGAUAAACGAUACCUUAGAAACUUUUUUAAAUAUGUGUUCUCAAAAGUGAGACUCAUUCAUUGUAAAUAUUACAUAGAUCGAUAGUUAGAAGACGUAUCAAUCAAUUCUACAGUUCAUUUUGUAAUUAUGUGCCCAUCCUAUUAGAUUUUUCAUACGAAUCUCUAGAUUGUUUAAACAUCGACCUCGAUGAUAACAGUAUUGUUGAGAUUUAAUAUAAAUAUAAUUUUUAUACGUA
Molecule: messenger RNA, 2415 nt
Organism: Phymastichus coffea
Lineage: Eukaryota; Metazoa; Arthropoda; Insecta; Hymenoptera; Eulophidae
Product: synaptic vesicle glycoprotein 2C-like
Exons: 13
Coding region: 586-2025 (479 amino acids)
Biological process (GO): transmembrane transport
Cellular component (GO): membrane
Molecular function (GO): transmembrane transporter activity
Source: RefSeq, a predicted model, not a curated record